Apiotrichum porosum is the source of this 450-nucleotide messenger RNA. RefSeq lists its product as uncharacterized. The transcript is spliced from 5 exons. The record is from RefSeq and is a predicted model, not a curated record. Lineage: Eukaryota; Fungi; Basidiomycota; Tremellomycetes; Trichosporonales; Trichosporonaceae. The coding region runs from base 1 to 450 and encodes 149 amino acids.
AUGCUCGCUUUUGUCGUCCUCCUCCCCAUUCUUCCCCUUUCCUUCGUUUGGUCGGCGCCGGCUGGCAACGCCCCCGCCCCCGGCCCCGACGACCUCGUCCUGGGAUCAACUUCGUGGGAGUACUACGUCCCCCCCAGCGUCUCCUGCCAUAUGGACACCGACGGGACCAUCCUGGUCGUUGUCUGCUCUGCUGAGCAGGACCACAACAAUCGCGCCCGUACGGCCCCCGUCCUGGCGCAGGUCGCCGCCGGAGCGUCGACGGACAUUGUCCUGGGCUCCACUGACUGGGGCUUAUGCCAGCUGCCCAGGCUCGUUUGCCACGCAGCCCGGGACGGAGACACGUUUUUGACGCUUUGCGUCGUCGAGUCUGCCAGCGAGACCGCUGCCGACCUUGCCCCGGCCCUCGCCCACUUGGCCGCGGUCGCCCUCGAGCCCGCCACGGAGAUCUAG